AUGUUUUGGUUGAAUUACGUAUUGAUCUUCCUGUGUUCAAUAUUCUUUGUCGUUUUGGGGAUGAGAAUCCCGGAUCCACCUGUGUUUGCCGCUGUUGAGCACUAUCCCAGUAUUUGUUAUCUACCCCCGGAUUCUGGUCUAUGCCCAUCACAAAAUGUGGAUAAUCUCUCGGAAGAGGCUUCCGAUCUACAAAUCAGAUAUUAUUUUGAUCAAACGACACAACAGUGUUACCCAUUUGGAGUGCAGAGCUGUGGUGGAAACGAGAAUCGGUUCGCGACACGAGCCGAGUGCCAAAACUAUUGCCGGAUCGGAGUU
This is a messenger RNA of Mesorhabditis belari, 315 nucleotides long. NCBI's taxonomy places the organism in Eukaryota, Metazoa, Nematoda, Chromadorea, Rhabditida, Rhabditidae. The record is from the annotation of a GenBank genome assembly.